GUCAGCUGUGUACGUACAAUUACCGCAUCUACGGUGCUCAAACCGCUAAAAACUCAAAUCUGAACCCCUCGUUCACAGACUUUGGUAAAGCGUGUUACUGUUACUCUUAUUGUUUGCUAGGCUAACUGGUUUGUUUGUAAGGGUAGCAGCGGAUUUUGAAUGGCUGUCUGCUGCUAGCUUGACGCUAACUGUCAGAGGAGAAGAUCAGAGCAGUUUUUGUACGGAAUCCUGCUCAGAGGAUGGACAGUGAAAUCCAACGAGAUGGCAGAGUCCUGGACCUCACCGACGAUGCCUGGAGGGAAGACAGACUGCCCUAUGAAGAUGUCACCAUCCCGCUGAGUGAACUGCCUGAGGCUGAGCAGGACAACGGGGGCUCCACAGAGUCUGUGAAAGAACAAGAGAUGAAGUGGACAGACCUCGCCCUGCAGAGCCUGCACGAAAACACACCGAGCACUGGAAGCUGAAAGGCUAAUCUGGAAUCAGACUGUAGGACAAAAACACACAUGCAUUCGGACACUGAAUCCAGACACAUGUAAUUCAUUGGCUUUUGCCAUUUUGUUGUGCGCAGUAUGUUCCAGCUAAGCAGAAAUGAUGCAAACAUGCCUUUUUCAUUGGUGUAAGGUUUAUAUUGCAGUCUUUAUGGAAAUAAAUGUAAAAUAAAAACUUUGCGAUAACAAAUGGGGUAAAAAGUAUAUCUUCUUCUAAAAGGUCACAACCAGUUGUCCUGUCUGCCUUCUGUUGCAUGACACAUUUUUCUUACAACUGCUUUAAUCUUGACAGCAUGACUUGCAUGUGUUAACAACUCAUCUUAAAGUUAUGUUGUUGGGUUUUUUUUUAAUUUGUGUUGUAUCCAAAAAGUCAGGAGGAUGGGCCCUCACAAAGACACUGUCUGUACUAGGCUCUGUCUAAAAGUAUUCUUUGCUUACUAAAAAAAUCUACGACUCCACUUCCCAUCACUCCUAUCAUGAAGCUUAGACACUUUGGCCUCAUUUUAUGAAGUUGUAAUCAUAAAUCGGAGCAUUCUGUUGGUAGUUGGAUGAAUAAAGUCCUGGAUGUUA
Micropterus salmoides (largemouth bass) is the source of this 1058-nucleotide messenger RNA. RefSeq names its product anaphase promoting complex subunit 13 (gene anapc13). Gene Ontology annotation, cellular component: anaphase-promoting complex. NCBI's taxonomy places the organism in Eukaryota, Metazoa, Chordata, Actinopteri, Centrarchiformes, Centrarchidae. Gene Ontology annotation, biological process: protein K11-linked ubiquitination. The coding region runs from base 240 to 464 and encodes 74 amino acids. The transcript is spliced from 2 exons. The record is from RefSeq and is a predicted model, not a curated record.